AUGCAAGAUCUGAGAACUAGGAUCAAAGAUGUCAUGCAAGCAAUGAAAGGGAAGGGCCAGGCCACAGUGAACGAUUUGGUAGAAGAGGUGGACGACAAGGUUGCCCUCACAGCCUUUGUGGGAGGACUACAGACUUCUAAGUUCCUAUUUUCCUUAUCAAAAGAAGCCCCUACAAGCAUGACAGAGUUGAUGGUUAGAGCAUGGAAGCACAUGAACGCUAAGGAUGCUAUGAAUGCACAAAAAAACAAAGAUGGUGAAGAUAAGAGGUCGGAGAAGAAGAGGCCAGCACCUAACACUAGGGAGGAAAAGGAAUCAAAGUACAAGAAAUUCUCAAACAACCAGGCUGAUAGAUCGUAUCGCCGCCCAAUUCAAGAUGACGCAUCAUUGAAAUGGCCGCCAAAGCUAAAAGCUGAUCCAACAAAGAGGUCUCUAGGUAAAUACUGUAGGUUUCACCGGGACCAUGGACAUAACACAGAAGAUUGUUUCGACCUCAAAAACCAGAUCGAGAACCUUGUUCGUAAAGGUCAUUUACGCAAAUUCACAACUGGAAAUGGAAAAGGAGGCUCCAACCCAGCCCGGGAGGGCUGA
Messenger RNA from Cornus florida, 588 nucleotides. RefSeq lists its product as uncharacterized. NCBI's taxonomy places the organism in Eukaryota, Viridiplantae, Streptophyta, Magnoliopsida, Cornales, Cornaceae. The record is from RefSeq and is a predicted model, not a curated record. The transcript is spliced from 3 exons. The coding region runs from base 1 to 588 and encodes 195 amino acids.